GAAAAAAAAUGCUCGACAUUGCGCGAGUGAAUUAACGAAGGGCUUGCGAGAAGCCGGUGCCGGUACUGUCGGCACGCACACAAAGGCGCGAGAGAGGGAGCCGCUCUUGCGUUUACGGGGCGCGGGCGUGGGCGCCUCCUCUCGUAUGCCCCUCUCUGUCGCUCCCGCUGACAGCCCUGGUGCUAAACUAGCCCGGCUGCGAGUAAUUUUCGUCGUUCGAAUGGCUUUCCAUCGAGUGGCUUUUUUUCCCGGUGUGUAUAAGCCAAAAUAGCGCCGCCGUCUCUCACGAGGGACUCCCCGACUCGCGGUAUCGACGCUCUCGUCGCGAUUAGUCCUGUGCGAGGCUGUCUUUAAAUGGACGAGCGGCGGUGAGCGUGCACGACGUCGGCGACAAGAGGCAAGACUACAAUCACGACGACGGCGACGGGAAGCGGAAGGAAAAACGGCAGGAGAACCGCUCGGGGCUACCAUCAGGAGUAUGGAUCCCUCACCCCCGUGAGCUGCAUCGUCGGUCGAACCUAUCAUUCGGCGGCGGAUCGUCAUCUCGCUACUCGGGUAGCGAGCAGCCGAACCUGCAAACACCGUUGGCGGUAUGAGCCGGCCAUCCAAAGCCGUGACUCAAGCGAAGAAAGUAGCACCACCGGCUGUACCAGACGUGUUUCGACACUCGGGCUCCUCUUUUGGCUCGGCUGGAUAUGCUAGCAGCGAGGAUAGCUGUUUCCUCUCUGGAAGUGGCCCCGGAGGUACGACGGACGAUGGUUCCUACGGGAUGCCAUCUGGAAAAAGUCCGGGACCUAUUUUUACCCAUCCUGGCUUCGCCUUCCCGCCGGUGAUUGGCAAAUAUGCCCACGCCGAAGAUCAAGGUAUCGAUAUGACCCAGAGUCCCGGCAGGGACAGUCCUGGUAGUUCUGGAUCAGGUUCAGGUUCUAGACAUUCUACAGCAUCGCUGGAUUCAGGAAGAGCGUCCGGGUAUCAUUUGGGACCCAGGGGACCCGGUGCUCUUGCCUCGUCUCCUAGAUGUUCUAUCAGUUCCCUUGGAAGUCAUCCCGAUCGACCAGCAGAUCUUGAUGUCGUUCACGCUUGGUUAACCGAGCUCCAAUUUGAAGAGUAUUUUCCUUUGUUCGCUUCUGCAGGUUAUGACCUUGCUACUAUAACGCGUAUGACACCAGAAGAUCUCACAGCUAUAGGUAUUAAAAAACCCAAUCACAGAAAACGGCUGAAAGCGGAGAUAGACAAUUUGAACAUAGGAGAUGGAUUACCGGAGCAUGUACCCGGAUCGCUAGAAGAAUGGCUCAGACUUCUUAGGCUCGAAGAAUACCUUGGUGCUCUUCAUCAGCAGGGCAUGCGUUCCGUUGAGGACGUGACAACCCUUACUUGGGAGGAUCUCGAGGACAUUGGUAUCGUACGCCUAGGACAUCAAAAAAAAUUAUUACUGGCAAUUAAGAGAGUUAAGGAUAUACGUGCCGGCAAGCGUAUACAACCGCUUGAUCUUGCACGUUUGCCGCCACAUCCUGGACAUACACAGGACGUUGUUAUUCAACGAGGUGGGCCUGAUCUACCAUCACCCGAUGAAGACUGUUCCUCCCCUGUCCUCAGAUCUUUUCAAAGAGGUGGGAAUGAUAGCACUUGCGGUGCUACUUGGAGAAGUAUGUAUGCUGCGCUUCCAGCUGAUUAUAGUACAGUCGGUCGUACUGGCUCUCGUGGAAAAUCUUUGGAAAGCUUAGAGGACGCGCCUCUCGGUUAUCCCCCGUCACCAGCCCCAGCCUCACAUCCACAACCCCUCGAAUGGCGUCCACGCAGUUUCGAGGAUGGUGAUCUUACACCCACGAAUGAUGCUUCCGCUGUAGACACCGGUGGUGGCGGCACUCUUCCACGACCAAGACAUUGCCUCGUUCGCCCGCGACCGGUAGCCAAGGUCACUGCAACACCAGGACAAUAUAAAUCUUUACCAAGAGAUUUGGAUAACAAGUACCAAUUAACUUACGGACUGGAGAGUAGUCCGCACCUUCCGAAACGAUGUCCUCCGUCGCCCCCGAGACGACAGAGUUCCAGAGACACAACCAGUUCUUCCAUAGUAGGUACAGCGAUCGGCGACGUUGUAAUAGAUUGUAGCGGACCGGUUCCGACUGCUUCCUGUGAUGAUCAUCACAUUCAUCAGCAUCAUCAUCAGCAUCACCAUUUGCUUCAUCAUCCACCGCCGCCACCACCGGCACCCACGCCUGCGCCUUCUACACCGCCACAAUUGAAUCGACCGCCUUCUUCCAUGUCACGUUCAUGGGGUAGCGUCAGCGUGAAUGUUAACGAGGAACACGAAUUAAUCGCUACUCUCGCUCUGCAGCAUCGCAAUGGAUCGGAUGCUAGUUUUAAGUCAAGUUCCAGUACAGAAUCAGACUCAUUGCCAUUUGCCAAUGAGAAUGCCGGCACAAUAAAGCAACGAGCCGGUCGAGCGCAAGAAUACGUACCGAGUGGAUCCAACAGCGGUAUCGGCGGUCACGUAAUUAAUCAUCAUUCCAGCGGUGGCGAGCCUGCGGACGUUCUAAACGAUAUUGGAAAUAUGCUUGCCAAUCUCACAGACGAACUCGAUGCGAUGCUCGAAGAGGAAAAGCGCCAAGGCCUGAACUCAUAAUUGUCACUGCCUUCAUUUUCUAAUUAAUCAGAGUUGCCAUAAAGAACAUAAACUUGGCUCAUCGUCACUGAUAUGCGAGAUAAGAUAUUUACUUAGUGCAGGGUACAUAUUUGAGUACGAGUAAAUGUAAUUCCUGAGAGGAAUCCAUGAACGGAUACGAAUUUUGUCGAGAGAUUUGAAUACCUAUUAUCCUAUAAGAAUGUUAAAAACGGAAAUACUUACCAACAUAUAUAGAUAUAUUGUACCUUUUUGUUGCAUUUUACUUCAAGAGAAAUGAGAGUGACAUAUAUCACACUCUAAAUCGAAUAUAAUAAUAUUCGAUUUUGUAUUGUACAGAUUAAUGCACAUGUAUAACAUAUUUUCGUGUGAUUUAUACUUUGCUUCGAUCAUAGUUUCCUUCAUCGUCUUUUCAUUAAGAAGGAAAAAUGCUUUUAUAUGGAAAUAUAUCGGAGCAAAUUCCAACACGUUUCCAGAUGCAGCUAUUCUACGAUAUUAUCGCACAAUCUUUAAGUGUCUUCUUUUGAAAUAAUUUUUUUGUAGUUCAUAUUUUUUGUUAUUCCUUCUUUUUUUAUGGACAAUAUUAGAAAUGAGUGAUAUUGUAAACCAUAUCACUCUAUUCUAUCUGAUAAAUUAGCGCGAAUAUUUUCAAGAAGACGAUGUACGAGAUACUGGCAUGGCAAAAGGGGAGGGGAAUAAAUUUUUUAAGACAAAUACAGAUAUAUUGAAUGUAACCAUGAUUUGUACUACAAAGCAUGUUGCACAAACAAUUUGGUUUUCCAACAUACAUCUUCCAUGUAAAACCAAUCUUACAAUUUAUAACAUGUACAAAAGUCUAAUUCUUUUUUAGGAAUUUGAUUUUCAACAUGUACAUUCCAGUGACAUUUUUCCAUUUCCGUCCU
This is a messenger RNA of Camponotus floridanus (Florida carpenter ant), 3525 nucleotides long. RefSeq names its product caskin-1 (gene ckn). Gene Ontology annotation, cellular component: axon; focal adhesion. The transcript is spliced from 7 exons. Bases 593 to 2626 code for a protein of 677 amino acids. Gene Ontology annotation, molecular function: protein phosphatase binding; signaling adaptor activity. NCBI's taxonomy places the organism in Eukaryota, Metazoa, Arthropoda, Insecta, Hymenoptera, Formicidae. Gene Ontology annotation, biological process: axonogenesis; cell surface receptor protein tyrosine phosphatase signaling pathway. The record is from RefSeq and is a predicted model, not a curated record.